Messenger RNA from Aspergillus terreus NIH2624, 414 nucleotides. RefSeq lists its product as uncharacterized. The record is from RefSeq and is a predicted model, not a curated record. The transcript is spliced from 2 exons. Gene Ontology annotation, molecular function: CoA-ligase activity. The coding region runs from base 1 to 414 and encodes 137 amino acids. Lineage: Eukaryota; Fungi; Ascomycota; Eurotiomycetes; Eurotiales; Aspergillaceae.
AUGACCGAAGCAGCGCCAUCGUCGCCUUCCAGAAGAAGGGCAUGGACGUGUCGACGGGCACAGUUGGACCUCUUCUACCUGGGGACGGCGGAGGACACGCCCGAGGGCGGACCGGGCGAGCUGUGGAUCAGCGGGCCGAAUGUUGCGUCCGGGUAUGUCUGCGUCGCUGAUAGUGACGCGGUCAAAGCCAAGUCGUUUCCGCUGCCUGGAUGGUACAACACGGGGGAUGUGUGCACAAUUGACGAGAAUGCGUUCCUCGCUGUUGUCAGCCGCACGAAGGAGCUUAUCAAGUACGAAAGGUUCCAGGCGAGUCCGGUUGAGCUGGAUGCGUAUCUUAAUCGAAAUCCGCUGGUGUGGCGUGUGGGAAGUGAGCGAGUUGCCCUGGAAUGCAACUAUGAAGAUUUUGAGGACUGA